Messenger RNA from Morchella sextelata, 327 nucleotides. RefSeq lists its product as uncharacterized. The transcript is spliced from 4 exons. The record is from RefSeq and is a predicted model, not a curated record. Lineage: Eukaryota; Fungi; Ascomycota; Pezizomycetes; Pezizales; Morchellaceae. Bases 1 to 327 code for a protein of 108 amino acids.
AUGUGUCAGUUGCAGAAGAAAUUUGCGCUCUGCUUUGCUUUGCCUCCCGAGUCCCGUGAAGCGAAAGAUGAGGGCAGGGCCGAGGGAGGAGUGAGUAGUCGGAACAUGAACCGUCAUACCAAAGUGGGUACACUUCCAGAAGGACCUCCUAGACUUCUUUCACCCACCACCACCGACCAUCAGGGGCACUACACACAUCUUUUGGAAUACAUGAAUGCUACUCAGCCUGAUCCCUGUGCCUACAAAUUGGUUGUGCCAACUCAGUGCAGCGGCCAUAUUUAUUUCUCCUUGAAUAGAGCGUACCUUGUAGUGUGCGAGUACAAGUGA